AUGGCCCCCAACAGAGUGCUCUCGUCUCCCUCUCCCCCCAGCAACGAGCCCGGCACCGUCCUCCUCGAGACUGCAAACCUCAUCAUCCGCCGCUGGCACCCCUCAGACGCCCCCGCGCUCGCCUUAGCAGCCAACUACCCUUCCAUCGCGUCCAACCUGCGAGACCGCUUCCCCAUGCCCUACACUCUAGCCGACGCAGAGAGCUACCUCACCAACUUCGUCUUCUCGGAGGAAGGCUACCCCCACGCCAUGGCAAUCUUCGUCAAGCCAAACUCUGGCCACAAUAGUUCCUCUGAGCCGCUUUUCAUUGGCGGUGCGGGCCUCGAGAGUAAGGGCGACGUGUACUAUCGCACGUGGGAGCUCGGAUACUGGUUCACGCCAUCGGCGUGGGGGAAGGGCUAUGCGACGGAGUUUGCAAAGGCGAUUGUGCCGUGGGCGUUUAAGACGUGGCCUAGAUUGAAUAGGAUUGAGGCCUUUGCGUAUGCGAGGAACGAGGCGAGUCAGAAAGUUUUGAGGAAGUGCGGAUUCGUUUUGGAGGGUGUGAGGAGAGGGGCUUUGGAGAAGGAUGGAGAGGUGCUGGAUGAGUGUGUGAUGGGGAUUCUCAGGAGUGAUAUUAAAGAAUGA
Trichoderma breve is the source of this 624-nucleotide messenger RNA. Its product is annotated as acetyltransferase (GNAT) domain-containing protein. The record is from RefSeq and is a predicted model, not a curated record. The coding region runs from base 1 to 624 and encodes 207 amino acids. Lineage: Eukaryota; Fungi; Ascomycota; Sordariomycetes; Hypocreales; Hypocreaceae. Gene Ontology annotation, molecular function: acyltransferase activity, transferring groups other than amino-acyl groups. The transcript has a single exon.